Molecule: messenger RNA, 1642 nt
Organism: Cladocopium goreaui
Lineage: Eukaryota; Dinophyceae; Suessiales; Symbiodiniaceae
Source: the annotation of a GenBank genome assembly
GGCCAUACAUUGUCGCUGCGGUGGUUGCUGCGCCGGAAGUUGUGAAACUCCUGGCCUCGUUGCUGCAGCGAUCACGAAUUGGCAGUCCUGUCCCUGAGGAGCUGGCUGGCAUCUAUGACCAGGAAGAGAACGAAACCUCCUUGAGUUAUACCCUCGCCAAGAGCACCUUUGGUCUUUGGCAUACACUGGUCAAAAUGGUGAUCUUCUUCGGUUUCUGGCUGCUUGGAGGCUUUCCUGCUAUCGACCGCGUUUGCCUUCAGCUCCACCUCUCAGAGAUUUUGACAGGGGUAGUCUACAUUCUGUUGUUGAUGGUGUUGGAUCAGGCGGUUGAUAUUCCUUGGGACAUUUACCACACGUUUGUGCUGGAGGAGAAGUUUGGUUUCAAUAAGACGACUGUAGCCACAUUCAUUCGAGAUCGGGUCAAGGCAGCGGUGCUGGGUGUGCUUCUUGGAGUCCCUGUGCUGGCAGUGGUUCUUUGGUUUUUGGGCAGCUUCGGAACUGGCGCCUGGCUUUGGGUUUUCGUUUUUAUCUCUUCAGUCCAGGUCAUUUUGCUCUUUCUGAUGCCGGUCCUUAUUCUGCCCCUCUUCAUGGAAAUGAUUCCAUUACCAGAUGGGCAAGCGAUUAUCACAGAGGAAGCAGGUGAAGAUGGCAAAGUUCUUCCGCCGUUUCUCUCUGGAAGGGUUUUCUACGCGACCAACGGCGGCACUUAUGCUACUCGGGAUCGUCGUUUCCCAGGGGCAACCGUUGGAGAUCAGCUCGAGAUGGUGCAACGCGAUGGUUCUUGGGUCAUUGCUGCUUCUGAUUCCCAGCCCGCAUCUGCCGCAAUCCAUGCCAAGUCUGGCUUUGAAGGGCAGCUGAAUGCCGGAGCUCGACUCACCUUUAAGCUGUCAGAGGAGAUCAAGCAGUUGGCCCAAGAAGGCCAGGCUUCUGCUGAUCCUUUGGUGCCUCGAGGACCAGCCGAUUCGGUUACCGCUGUGUGCGUUGAUGCAGGCUUGCUAAGAAGUUCUUUGCUGAAGCUGGCCAAUCAACUGGGGUACUACGGCGCCAACAUCUAUGUCAUCGAUGGCUCUGCUCGCAGCUCUCACAGCAAUGCCUUCUGCACAGGCUUUGGGCGCUUUCGGCGAAUUUGUCUUUUCGACACACUGCUUCCACUCAUGAGCGAGGGAGAGAUCCUGGCUGUUUUGGGACACGAAAUUGGCCACGAUCGGCUGUACCAUGUCCACACUAUGUUGGUGAUGAGCCUGGCAUAUUUCUUUGUGAUGAUGUAUGCCCUGGGCCACUUCCUCGCGUCCCCAGCAUUGAGUGCAGCAUUCUUCAGUGAACCCAAAGUCUAUCUCAGCGUGGUCUUCUUCACCAUCAUUUGGGAACCUGUUGACUUUCCGAUGUCGGUGUUGAUGAAGAUAUUUUCGCGCUUCAAUGAAUACCAAGCUGAUCGGUACAGUGUUGCUGCAAAUCGACAGUACGGGCGUUUCCUUGGCGAUGCUCUGAAGAAGAUGAUGCGGAAGAGCAAGGACGCCUCAUCCAUUCCACGUCUUCUUGAACAAUUCGCACCCUCCGCUCGAUGAUCGCCUAAAAGCCAUCCGUGACUAUUACGGGAAGUACUACAACGAGAGAAUGUGAGCUUGUUGGUCCAACCAAGGCG